AUGAUGCAGUUAAUAAGAACUGGUAGUACCAUGAAAGAAUUAUUUGGAACAAUAAAAAAGGGAAAUUUAAUUUUACGCAGCUUCAGUUAUGUCGGAACUCAACAGUACAACAUAACAGAAAAAUAUUGUAAAUGUGAAAAGGUUAAUUUUUUUCGAAAAUCAAUUUUUAUGAAUUCAUUUUAUUAUCCGAAAAUUUUUUAUUCAACUGAAAACAUUCAAGGAUCUUUAGAUAAAGUAACUUUUAUUAGUGUAUGCACAGAAACUUUAGAUUCUUUAACAGAGUAUUUCGAGGAGCUUAUCGAAUCUAUUCCUCAUUUAAAAAAUGCUGAUGUUACAUAUAGUGAUGGAGUACUAACUGUAUAUUUUGGCAAAAAGUAUGGUACAUAUGUCAUAAAUCGUCAAACACCAAAUUUACAAAUUUGGCUUUCUAGUCCCACUAGUGGUCCCAAAAGAUAUGAUUUUUCAGGUGGAACAUGGAUAUAUAAACAUGAUAAGACAACUCUCCAUUCAUUAUUAGAUAAAGAAAUUAAAGAAAUUGCUAAUCAAAAAGUUGAAUUUUCUGAAAAAUGUGUUUAUUCAAAAGUAACAGAAUAA
This is a messenger RNA of Pediculus humanus corporis (human body louse), 594 nucleotides long. Its product is annotated as frataxin. The transcript is spliced from 3 exons. The record is from RefSeq and is a predicted model, not a curated record. Gene Ontology annotation, molecular function: ferric iron binding; ferroxidase activity; iron chaperone activity. Gene Ontology annotation, cellular component: mitochondrion. Lineage: Eukaryota; Metazoa; Arthropoda; Insecta; Psocodea; Pediculidae. Gene Ontology annotation, biological process: iron incorporation into metallo-sulfur cluster; intracellular iron ion homeostasis. The coding region runs from base 1 to 594 and encodes 197 amino acids.